Molecule: messenger RNA, 2232 nt
Organism: Marmota monax (woodchuck)
Lineage: Eukaryota; Metazoa; Chordata; Mammalia; Rodentia; Sciuridae
Gene: Hnrnph1
Product: heterogeneous nuclear ribonucleoprotein H1
Exons: 13
Coding region: 163-1581 (472 amino acids)
Biological process (GO): regulation of RNA splicing
Cellular component (GO): nucleoplasm; ribonucleoprotein complex
Molecular function (GO): RNA binding
Source: RefSeq, a predicted model, not a curated record
GCUGUGUGAUGCAAGGGGCGGUGCAGGGAGCUGGUUGCGCGUGCGCAGAACUUGUUCAAAGGGCCUUAUUUAGGUUGCGCAGGCGCCCGCUGGCCAUUUCUUCUUAGCCACGCCGAAGUUGUGUGUGUAGUCUAUUUCGACGCCAGGAUCCUCAAAGAGACCAUGAUGUUGGGCACCGAAGGCGGAGAAGGAUUCGUGGUUAAGGUCCGGGGCUUGCCCUGGUCUUGCUCGGCCGAUGAAGUGCAACGUUUUUUUUCCGACUGCAAAAUUCAAAAUGGGGCUCAAGGUAUUCGUUUCAUCUACACCAGAGAAGGCAGACCGAGUGGCGAGGCUUUUGUUGAACUUGAAUCAGAAGAUGAAGUCAAAUUGGCCCUGAAAAAAGACAGAGAAACUAUGGGACACAGAUAUGUUGAAGUAUUCAAGUCAAACAACGUUGAAAUGGAUUGGGUGUUGAAGCAUACUGGUCCAAAUAGUCCUGACACGGCCAAUGAUGGCUUUGUACGGCUUAGAGGACUCCCCUUUGGAUGUAGCAAGGAAGAAAUUGUUCAGUUCUUCUCAGGGUUGGAAAUCGUGCCAAAUGGGAUAACAUUGCCGGUGGACUUCCAGGGGAGGAGUACGGGGGAGGCCUUCGUGCAGUUUGCUUCACAGGAAAUAGCUGAAAAGGCUCUAAAGAAACACAAGGAAAGAAUAGGGCACAGGUAUAUUGAAAUAUUUAAGAGCAGUCGAGCUGAAGUUAGAACUCAUUAUGAUCCACCAAGAAAGCUUAUGGCCAUGCAGCGGCCAGGUCCCUAUGACAGACCUGGGGCUGGCAGAGGGUAUAACAGCAUUGGCAGAGGAGCUGGCUUUGAGAGGAUGAGGCGUGGUGCUUAUGGUGGAGGCUAUGGAGGCUAUGAUGAUUAUAAUGGCUAUAAUGAUGGCUAUGGAUUUGGGUCAGAUAGAUUUGGAAGAGACCUCAAUUACUGUUUUUCAGGAAUGUCUGAUCACAGAUAUGGGGAUGGUGGUUCUACCUUCCAGAGCACAACAGGGCAUUGUGUACACAUGCGGGGAUUACCUUACAGAGCUACUGAGAAUGACAUUUAUAAUUUUUUUUCACCACUCAAUCCUGUGAGAGUACACAUUGAGAUUGGUCCUGAUGGCAGAGUAACUGGUGAAGCAGAUGUUGAGUUUGCUACUCAUGAAGAUGCUGUGGCAGCUAUGUCAAAAGACAAAGCAAAUAUGCAACACAGAUAUGUAGAACUCUUCUUGAAUUCUACAGCAGGAGCAAGCGGUGGUGCUUACGAACACAGAUAUGUAGAACUCUUCUUGAAUUCUACAGCAGGAGCAAGCGGUGGUGCUUAUGGUAGCCAAAUGAUGGGAGGCAUGGGCUUGUCAAACCAGUCCAGUUAUGGUGGCCCAGCUAGCCAGCAGCUGAGUGGUGGUUAUGGAGGAGGCUAUGGAGGCCAGAGCAGCAUGAGUGGAUAUGGUAGCCAAGGAGCAAUGAACAGCAGCUACUACAAUAGUGGAAGCCGUGCAUCUAUGGGCGUGAACGGAAUGGGAGGGAUGUCUAGCAUGUCCAGUAUGAGUGGUGGAUGGGGAAUGUAAUUGAUCCUGAUCACUGACUCUUGGUCAACUUUUUUUUAAAGAAAAAACAAAACUUCAGUUUAACAGUUUUUGAAAUCCAAGCUUGUGACUUAUGCUUACUCUAUAUGUGGGAAUCAGGAUUAUUUGAAAGAUUUAAGGUUCAGUAUUUUUGAACACAGCAGUCAUCCAGGAUGUUAACAGCAAAGUUGAGUAAACUAUAACUGUUAAACAAUUUUCAGCUUUUCUCAAGUUAGUUAUAUUGUAGGAUGUACUUAAGCAGUAAGCGUAUUUAGGUUAAAGCAGUUGAAUUAUGUUAAAUGUUGCUCUUAUACCAUAUUACAUUGAACACUGUUUGGAUGCAUGUUGAAAGACAUGCUUUUUGUAAAACUCAAUAUAGGAGCUGUGUCUACAAUUAAAAGUGAAACAUUUUGGCAUGUUUGUUAAUUCUAGUUUCAUUUUAAUAACCUGUAAGGCACGUAAGUUUUAAGCUUUUUUUUUUUUUAAGUUAAUUGGGAAUAUUUGAGACGCAAUACCAAUACUUUAGGAUUUCGGUCUUGGUGUUUGUAUGAAAUUCUGAGGCCUUGAUUUAAAUCUUCAUUGUAUUGUGAUUUCCUUUUAGGUGUAUUGCGCUAAGUGAAACUUGUCAAAUAAAUCUUCCUUUUAAAAACUGCA